GAGAAAAAGUGGGUGUGAGAGGGAGAGUAUGUGUGUGUGUGGAAGGGUACGUGUGACAGGAUGUGAGUGUGUAAGAGAAUGAGAGACCAGAUCACCUCACACUUAGAAUGUCACCAAUCCCUGUUGUGUUUCGUUUCCCAGUUUCACAAUGGAAGUCACUGACGUUCUGUCUGUUGCUGACAUUUCCACCGCAUUAAAGGAAUGCCAAGCCAACAACUCCUUCAACUGCAAGAAAUUCUUUAUGACUUGUGGCCUGUCUAAAAAAUCUACCGAAGAGAUCAAGAAAGUUUUCCGAGCCAUUGACGAUGACGACAGCGGGUUCAUCGAAGAAGACGAAUUAAAGUUCUUCCUGCAAAGAUUCUCUGCUGGGGCCAGAGUCUUGAGUGACAAUGAAACCAGGUCAUUCAUGGACAUAGGAGAUAAAGACGGUGAUGGGAAACUCGGUGCUGAUGAAUUUGUCCACCUGGUACUCUCGUAGGACAGCGUUACCUCCAUCUGCUUUUGAGUUCAAGGGUACAUUAAAAACAAGGCUCAUGUUUGUAUGGCAUGAUUGCAGCAUAAAUGACAUAUUUCUGUUGUAAUGAAUGGAUUGUAGGAGCACUUCAGGCAUUCGGAUGUAGCCCGGUGUCUUUGUAAUGUGUGGCAUGACCUGCUCUGUAAAUGUAAUGUCUUUGGAAGAU
Molecule: messenger RNA, 680 nt
Organism: Carcharodon carcharias (great white shark)
Lineage: Eukaryota; Metazoa; Chordata; Chondrichthyes; Lamniformes; Lamnidae
Product: parvalbumin, thymic CPV3-like
Exons: 4
Coding region: 149-478 (109 amino acids)
Cellular component (GO): cytoplasm; nucleus
Molecular function (GO): calcium ion binding
Source: RefSeq, a predicted model, not a curated record